AUGGAAUGUGAUAUCAUGGAUUUGGACAUAAUGAUCAAAGAUACGAACGGGAACUGGAAGCCCUACAAAAUUAUUGUUCAGAAUAUGGCGAAUGAUGGUCAACAUGCCCCGGCUACUCCAAGAGCCCAUCAAAAUGACGCGGAGCCUCGAUUCCAAUUUGCAACUCCUCGAACUUUUGGACUCAGUCAAGGCACGAGCUUCCGCCCACAAGCAUUGCGCCUGUGCCUAAAAGUUCAACUAGAUUGAUGACAAAACUGAAAUAAAUUUUGGUUCCUGGAUCGGCUGGGAGUUCACCUCCUCCAAACACACUUAUCGAUGGCAAUUCCACAAUUUCUUCAGAUUCCUCGCAUACCCACCUCUAACAUUCAAGGAUUGAAGAAGUUGAGGAAGUUGUUCAAGAAGUGGAGACUGCACCGACCGAUGGAAUGAUUGAUCAGCUUCAAGUGGGUCCAAAUCCGUUGGUUGGUCUAUUGGAUGAUGUUCAUAUGUUGGAAGUUCAACGUGAUUCGGGUGUUGCCAACAUACUCAAUUCACCAGAGAUUGUAGUUGACGAUGAUUUGGCUGAGAGGGCCAUUCGAGAUCAAAUGUAGUCAUUGGAGCAACAGGAUGGCAACGAUUACCCUAAUCAUCAAGGUCCAGAAUCAAACAAUACGCUCAGUGGACGCCCAAUUCCUGAAAAGAAGCGUCAUUACAACGCCACUCGCAAAAGAGUCAACCGUCGUGAUUCGACCAUUGUGGAGCCAGAAGCCAAGUCGCGAAAGAUGGACGAAAAUUGGACAGGAGUUGGAACUGAAUCCGAGUCGACUGACUGCGUUGAAACGACUGAAACUCGUUUCACUUGGUUUAAAGCUCAGACAAAACAUCCCGGUUUAGCGAAAUCCUUGCAAUCUGAAGUGACGAAAGUUGGACUAUCGAUCGUGGAUCUACAGCAUUGCACCUUGCCAUGCAAGAGUAUAAAUUAUAACUUCCAUUUUUAUUCGUUCAAAGGACUCAGCAGAGAGGAUUCGAAAAAAUUCGAAGAGAUGAUUGAUCAAAAUUUCGUCAACAACUUUUGUGCAGAAAAUCUUCUCAACAAAGAAGAUAAGAAUUUUUUUUAUUAUGAUCUUGGAUACAAGCAGGUGGUCUCUCUCUCAAUGCUGGCCACGUACUUCAAAAUCAAGAAUGAGCAGCCACUAUUGCAUCCUUUGAAAAUGCUUUUAAACAAGCAACUUCUCAAGAAAGCAUUCGAAGAUGCUGAUACUCAUGUUGAAUUGAAAAAAUAUUUAUCCAAAAAUGGCUAUUCCAAACUCGUUCAAUGGAUGGAGGAAAUGACACAAUAA
Caenorhabditis elegans is the source of this 1319-nucleotide messenger RNA. Lineage: Eukaryota; Metazoa; Nematoda; Chromadorea; Rhabditida; Rhabditidae. The record is from the annotation of a RefSeq genome assembly.